Hyposmocoma kahamanoa is the source of this 699-nucleotide messenger RNA. RefSeq lists its product as uncharacterized. The record is from RefSeq and is a predicted model, not a curated record. The transcript is spliced from 4 exons. Bases 86 to 658 code for a protein of 190 amino acids. Gene Ontology annotation, molecular function: DNA binding. NCBI's taxonomy places the organism in Eukaryota, Metazoa, Arthropoda, Insecta, Lepidoptera, Cosmopterigidae.
AACCACGAAACCGCCGUGUCGGCUCGGUGCCAGCACGUGCAGAUAAGCAAGCGACGAACGAGUGAAGCCGUCGGCGGCAGAAAGUAUGGUGAGGCCGAAAGACCAAAGCAUAUGGAAGCAUUUCAGAAAUUCAGAGGACAAGUCUGCUAUAUGUAUAUAUUGUGACCACAAAUACAAAUUUGCGCACAUAUCCAAAAUGAGAAAUCAUUUACUGAAAUGUACAAUGUACCCAGACAUAAUUAAAGAAGACAUAGAAAAAAAACACCUGGAAGCUGCGACUACUCACACACAUAAUGUUUGUCUUACAGAUGAAACAAUUGGUGUUGAAAUAUAUAAUGAAGGAAUGCAGCCAGGGCAAUCAACACCGCAUGAUACUGACGAGGAAACCGAAGAAAUGACCCAUAAGGCAUAUUAUAUGGAUCCGUUAGAAGACCAAGUUGAGGAGGAACGUGACAGUGAGGAUGCUUAUAAAGGUUCAGUACUUUGGAAGAUGGCAGUUGAAAAAAGGCGACACAUGGUGGCGAUGAGGAAAAUGGAAUUUCAGAUAAAAAAAGAAAUGUUGAAACAAGCAAAAAUAAAAACUAGAAUGAUGUUAUUAGAGUUACAAUUGAAAAGGAAACAAUUGCUCUUACAAAAUAAACUCGGCGAAAUGUCGUGAAAAUAACAAAUUAAUUAAAUAUUUUUUUUACUACCAUUAUA